AUGAAUCACAGUCUCUACGCGGUGCAUCCAACUUAUGCUCCCAUCAACCUUAGACUUGCAGAAGAGUAUUUCAAUACACUUCCUUCUGGUGAUAUCAGCAGACAAUUCUUCGAUGGUCUACAAUAUAGAGCUGUAAAAGGAUUAUUUGCUUCCUAUGCACUUAAUAGAUUUUCAUAGUAUGGAAAGUUGGACUCUCUAUACAGGUUCUACCCAUAUUAGAGAAUCGUCAAAGAAACAAAGGAAGAAUUAUGCGAAGAUUGGACUUCAAAUAUUUAACUUGCUGCAAUCGUGACAGGAGCUUCAUGGACAUUCCUUUAUUAAUACGCUAAAAGAGGAUAAGUCUUGAGUAUUUUGAGAGAAUACGGAUCAGUCCUCAAGACCCACAGAUUAUUCAGAUAAUAUCUCUACACCCUUGUGCUUCCCUUUGCAAUUGCAAACGAGUAUACAUUCGUUCAUUAUCAUGACCACAUUGAAUAAUUAUGGCAAGUGCACGCAAAUAGAUUGAACAAGAAGGACUUGUCAGAUCCAGAAGGUACCUAAUAUCCAGAAGAAUUAAGAGCACCAAGAAGAGAUGUGUUCAUCAAUAAAUGGCAUUGAUCUACACCAUAAUAAAUCUAAUAAAGAAUAUUAUUAUUUUUAUAUUCCAUACAC
Molecule: messenger RNA, 651 nt
Organism: Paramecium tetraurelia
Lineage: Eukaryota; Ciliophora; Oligohymenophorea; Peniculida; Parameciidae
Exons: 3
Source: RefSeq, a predicted model, not a curated record